AUGGAUGAUAUUCCGGAAGUCUUUUAUUCAAGCCAACCAUUCUAUCAAGAUCCUUUUAUGAACCAAAGUCAACACCAGAAUGCUUACUAUCCGGAUCCAUAUGUGUAUACAACCGAAACCCACAAUCCAAAUCCAUAUAUGUACCACAAUCCAGAUCCAUAUAUGUAUAUACCCGAAACCCAAAAUCCAGAUCCAAGUAUGAACGAUAAAGAUUAUUUAAUUGAUCAGGGAUUCGAAGAUUUUCUUCCGUAUAUCACACAGGUUCAGAAUGUACUAGGAGAUGGAAACUGUGGAUUUAGAGCGGCGGCUUUUUGCAUUGGUCGUCAUCAAGAUGAUUGGCGUCAAAUUCGUAUGGAUUUAUUGGAUGAGUUAUUUGUGCAUAAUGCAAGAUACACUGCAAUUUUUAACAAAGAAGACGUACAAUCACUUCAGUACAUGCUGAAUCACUUUGAAGGAGGAUUUGCAGAUCCGCAAUAUUGGAUGACUAUGCUAGAGACUGGGUUACUCAUUGCUUCAAGGUAUAAUGUGGUGGUUGUUUUUUUGAGCAAAGAUGGGGAGACAACGUGCUUUCCGCUUUUUACUAGCCUACCAAGUUCACAACCACAUGAUAUUUGUGUAAUUGGACGAGUCAAUCAUAAUCAUUUCGUGAGACUGGUGUUACAAGGAGAUUUUCCGGUACCUCCUACGCAUCCACAAUGA
Molecule: messenger RNA, 699 nt
Organism: Erigeron canadensis
Lineage: Eukaryota; Viridiplantae; Streptophyta; Magnoliopsida; Asterales; Asteraceae
Exons: 1
Coding region: 1-699 (232 amino acids)
Source: RefSeq, a predicted model, not a curated record